GCGCAUUUUGUCUCCUCCGUCAGUUGCUUCUGCCUGUAGAUUUCUGUCCAGUCAUUGUGCGGAUAAAGUUCAGCGGCUCAGUUCAUCAAACCCGUUUAAAUUCCACAGUUUGUUCCCCGACAGCAUGAAGGAGACAGCGGCCAAGCGGCGGGACAAGGCGGGCGGUCGGGACCGGGACUCCAAGUCCGACAAGUCCAAAGAGCCAAAGGAAGCGAAAGACGCGGCCCCGGAGCAGCAGGACGUGGAGAUGCCUGAGGAAGAUGCUGCUAACACGGCCAAGCAGCCCAAAGAGCUGGACAGCCUGACACUGGAAGACAUUAAAGAGCACGUGAAGCAGAUCGAGAAGGCUGUGUCGGGAAAGGAGCCUCGUUUUGUCCUGCGUGCGCUCCGAGCGCUGCCGUCCACCAGCCGCCGGCUCAACACCAACGUGCUCCAUAAAGCCAUUUUCGGCUUCUUCACCAGCAACACCGUCACCAGAGACUUCCUGCUGGGCUUCCUGGAGGAGCCCAUGGAGACAGUAGAUGGAGACGUCCAGUUUCGCCCAAGGACAGGUAAAGCAGCAUUAACUCCUUUGCUGCCAGAGGUGGAGGCAUACCUGCAGCUGCUGCUGGUCAUCCACCUGACCAACAGCAAGAGAUACACGGAGGCUCAGAAAGUGUCAGACGACUUGAUGCAGAAGGUCAGCUCAAAGAACCGCAGGGCUCUGGACCUGGUUGUAGCUAAAUGUUAUUAUUAUCACGCCAGAGUGUACGAGUUCCUGAACCAGCUGGACACCAUCCGCAGCUUUCUGCACACCCGGCUGCGCACGGCGACGCUGCGGCACGACGCCGACGGUCAGGCCGUGCUGCUCAACCUGCUGCUGAGGAACUACCUGCACUUCAACCUGUACGACCAGGCCGAGAAGCUUGUGUCCAAAUCCGUGUUCCCCGAGCUCGCCAACAACAACGAGUGGGCCAGACACCUCUACUACACAGGUCGGAUCAAGGCCAUCCAGCUGGAGUACUCUGAGGCCCGCAGAACUCUGACCAACGCUCUGAGGAAGGCUCCACAACACACGGCAGUGGGCUUCAAACAGACUGUCCACAAGCUGCUGAUCGUGGUGGAGCUGCUGCUGGGAGAGAUUCCUGACAGACUGCAGUUCAGACAGCCGUCACUCAAACGCUCUCUGAUGCUCUACUUCCUGCUGACUCAGGCUGUGCGGACAGGUAACCUGGCCAAGUUUAACCAGGUGUUGGAGCAGUUUGGAGAGAAGUUUCAGACUGACGGGACGUACACGCUCAUCAUCCGCCUGCGACACAACGUUAUCAAGACCGGUGUGAGGAUGAUCAGCCUGUCGUAUUCGAGGAUCUCUCUGGCCGACAUCGCUCAGAAGCUGCAGCUCGACAGUCCAGAGGAUGCAGAAUUCAUCGUUGCCAAGGCAAUCCGUGACGGUGUAAUCGAGGCCAGCAUCAACCAUGAGAAAGGCUUCGUUCAAUCAAAAGAGACUAUGGACAUUUAUGGCACCAGGGAGCCUCAGCUGGCGUUCCACCAGAGGAUCUCCUUCUGCCUCGACAUCCACAACAUGUCUGUCAAGGCCAUGAGGUUUCCUCCUAAAGCCUACAACAAGGACCUGGAGUCUGCUGAGGACCGUCGGGAACGCGAGCAGCAGGAUCUGGAGUUUGCCAAAGAAAUGGCCGAAGACGACGACGACAGCUUCCCAUGAGCCUCUCUGCUGACUUCCUGUGCAAACAGGAAGUAUCUGUGUUAGCAGAUCAGCCAUUACCCACAACCCCCCUCUUCCCUUCUUGUUUCUGGUGAUGUUGCAGCUCCAAGUUUCACUCGGCUGCCGUUUGUUGUUUCU
Molecule: messenger RNA, 1840 nt
Organism: Nematolebias whitei (Rio pearlfish)
Lineage: Eukaryota; Metazoa; Chordata; Actinopteri; Cyprinodontiformes; Rivulidae
Gene: psmd3
Product: proteasome 26S subunit, non-ATPase 3
Exons: 12
Coding region: 125-1702 (525 amino acids)
Biological process (GO): regulation of protein catabolic process; ubiquitin-dependent protein catabolic process
Cellular component (GO): proteasome complex; proteasome regulatory particle, lid subcomplex
Molecular function (GO): enzyme regulator activity; protein binding
Source: RefSeq, a predicted model, not a curated record